AAACGUUGACGUCCAAAACGAAAAUGGCACGUGCGCUAAAGCUCUAGCUAUUAGACGUGCAUCACGAAGUAAGGUGCGUGCGUACCGAAAACGAAACCUAGCCACGGUGUGGCCGAAAGCUUCAGUAAAACGAACCGUCAGCCCCCCCCGGGUGUCCCUCAGGCAUGGCACUGCAAAUAUCAGCUCUAUUUUCAUAUGUCAGAGCCCUGCCCAGCACCACCGGCCCCUUUUCCCGUGUCCGUGCUGACUUCCAGAGAGCCGGUGUCAAGUUCAAACACAUAAUAGCUCCUGGUAGCCCCCAGCCGGGAGGGAAGCCAGCAACAAGUCCUCUCCGCGGCCAUAUUAACGCUGCCCUCCGAGCUGAGAAGUUUUCAACAACAACAGCAGCAGCAGCACUUUGGAAGUCCAGUCAGGGGAACGGUUCCUUCUCACCCUGGGGGAGGAGAGGCUGGCUGGGCAAGGUCGCGCUCGGUGCAGCCCUUGGAGUGAGCACAGUCGCGCUGGUUCAGUCUCUCCACACGGGGACCCUGGCCGCCAUGGCCCUCAAAAUUAACCUGAACUCCGCUGAGGGAGACUGGAAGGAGACCAAGGACUUCUUGCUGUCUCUUUCGGUGAAGGACAGUCGUCAGUACUACAGGUUUUCUGCCUUUGUGCCACUGGACAACAUCCCAGUGUGGACUCCCACGGCAGGUGGUUCUGAGCCAAGCCGCUAUCAGAGGAAUGAAAAGUUGGACCAGAAAAUUUCCCUAUAUAGUGGCGACAUCACCAAGCUGGAGAUUGAUGCUAUUGUUAAUGCAGCAAACAAGACUCUGCUCGGCGGAGGUGGAGUGGACGGAGCGAUCCACCGUGCUGCAGGUCCAAUGCUAAAAAAGGAGUGUGCUUCCCUCCACGGGUGUGAGACUGGAGAGGCCAAGAUCACCUGUGGCUAUGGCCUGCCAGCAAAGUAUGUGAUCCACACUGUGGGGCCGAUCGCACAAGGAGGAGUUGGAGAGGAGGAGAGGAAAGCUCUGAGGUCGUGCUACAAGAACAGCCUGAAAACAGCCACUGAAAAUGCUGCACGUUCUGUGGCUUUCCCUUGCAUCUCCACUGGAAUCUAUGGAUAUCCACCUGAACAGGCUGUGCAUGAGGCUUUAGCAACUGUGAGGGAAUAUCUGGAUGCACAUCAUGACAAGCUGGACAGAAUCAUCUUCUGUGUAUUCUUGCCGACGGAUAAGGAGCUGUAUCUGCAGAACCUCCCGCUCUACUUCCCUGCUGCCUGACCAAUGACAUCAGCUUAUUGUUCAGCUCCCACAGAAGCCACUGUCAAGAGUAAACUCUGAGAGAUUUUGCUGCUGUGGAUACACACCGCUAUGCUCAACAUCUAGAUUCCUUCUCCUCACCAUCGAUGCAGAUCAAGACCUUCUUCAGCCAGAAGAUAACUCUUAAAUGGAUGAUUGCUUUUUUGAAAUGUACACUGGCCCUUCUGCAGAUGUUGAUUAGUUUUUCUGUUUUCCCCACUAAUGGUUGAGCUUAAGAGAGGCAUUGAGAUGAAAGUGUGGAAUGAUGUUAAUGACUCUAGUGAAAAAUGGGCCGUGUGCACCUGAAGCUGCACUCUAACUUGACCUUUAUUGUCUAGCUUUGCAUCAAGCUUACAACCUCCUGUGAGUUAUAUGUCCUUUCUGCUUUUUGAAUAUUGGGAUUUCAAUGUGUGUGUGCGUGCAGUGACAAAAGCUUAUUAAAACAAAUUACACAGG
Messenger RNA from Xiphias gladius (swordfish), 1733 nucleotides. RefSeq names its product mono-ADP ribosylhydrolase 1 (gene macrod1). The record is from RefSeq and is a predicted model, not a curated record. Gene Ontology annotation, cellular component: nucleoplasm. The transcript is spliced from 11 exons. Gene Ontology annotation, biological process: DNA damage response; peptidyl-glutamate ADP-deribosylation; purine nucleoside metabolic process. Gene Ontology annotation, molecular function: ADP-ribosylglutamate-[protein] hydrolase activity. Lineage: Eukaryota; Metazoa; Chordata; Actinopteri; Istiophoriformes; Xiphiidae. The coding region runs from base 165 to 1259 and encodes 364 amino acids.